UGACGAUAACGCAACAUCGUCACGACACGUCGACUUGCCGAAACCCACCUUCAUCCCGGUCACGCGAAAUCUAAUCGUCGCUCUAAAGCAUCUGCGCCUUGAUAACAAGCCAAGACUUAUGUGGAUCGAUGCACUUUGCAUUAACCAAGAAAAUGACGUCGAGAAAGGGUCCCAUGUUAGAAUGAUGGCCGAGAUCUAUCGUGUUGCUAGCCGGGUGGUCGUCUGGCUUGGGCCGGAAGAAAACGAUAGCAACCGCGCUAUGGAACUGAUAGAAUAUCUUGGAUCACAAACGACAUUCAAUUACUUGCAUAUGCGACUCAAACCUUCGGAGGUGUGCACUGACCCAACCCUGUGUGACCGGGACGUUCCAUUACCCUUUAAUGAGGGCGAGCUCGCCGCGAUCUACUGCUUAAUAUCACGACAAUGGUUUGAAAGAUUAUGGGUUCGGCAAGAAAUAUGGUCGGCUAACAAGGAUGCAAUAACGAGGUGUGGGUCUCAGCAACUCAUAUGGACAUGUUUUCGUCAGGGUUUGUUCUGCUUCCUGAUGAGGUGUGCUGAGGAUGUUAAGAACAACGUAUGGUCGAAGUUUGGAGGACUCGUCUUAGCUCAUUUGAACGUAGAAUUGAUCGGCAUACGUUUGGUCUUCGGGACUCUACAUUGCAAAGACCCGCGGGACCGAAUUUACGCAAUUUCGGCUAUGCUUCCCGAUGAGGAGCAGGCGUUCAUACCUCACCCAAACUAUAGCCAACCCUUUGUUGAGCUAUACACUCAUGCCAUAUUGCAAUGGAUAGGAUUUUAUAAUAGCCUUAACAUUCUACACGUGUGCGAGCUUCAAAAUAAGCCGUCUUGGCCAAGCUGGGUUCCUAAUUGGUCGAUACACUCGAGAAUGCCUGUCAAAAUCUCUCCGCAACACGCAUCCUCUCAGCUGCGAUGUUGGCACCAGCAACCCCAGCCUGGAACGCUCCGAGUUAAGGGUAUAUCGGGGUUUGUCAUCGAUAGACAUCAUAAGCUUCAAUUAAAUCGAUACUUGAGUGGUGGGGGCACAUUCAACUUGCUGCGUGAAAUAUUACGGGGGUUAGGUCCGAUUGAACGGGAUAGCAUCGAAAGAUACGCCCGGACUUUUAGUAUGGGCCAAGUCUCCGAUAUGUGCAAACCCCCUAUUGGAGGUCGACUGUGCUUUGAUAUAGUAGCAGGAGUUGUUCGUCUUUUAAUGUCCGAUUACGAAUUCGACGACUUGUUUGAAUACGAUUACUCUGGAGGGGAUAACACGCUAUCGGCUAAAGAUCCCGAUGGAGUUUUUAACGUUUUAAUACAGUUUUGCAAAGAGUUGGAUGGCCUACUGAUCUUCCAGGGUGGAACCAGCGGCAUAGGAAUUGGGUCCCAAUUAGCAAAAUCUGGCGACGAGGUAUGUGUUAUCGUUGGUUGCAACUGUCCUUUGCUGCUGCGACCUAUAAGCAAUGGUCAAUACAAACUUGUAGGUCCAUGUUUCGUGGACGACCUUAAAUGGGGUGAAGCCAUUCUCGGUCCGUCACCCAAGGGUAUUCGGCCGGUUUUUGCGGAUACCGAUACCGAUUCCCAUGUUCCCGCGUUCAUGGAUUCUGUCUCGGGUGCGGUAUCUUUCGAAGAUCCGCGGUUGAAAUCGCUGCCGAUAGACCUAAGUGAUUUUCGCCGAAAGCUAUCGAAGAACCCUUGGGCUAAGAUCGAUGUAGAUCCAGAUCUAUUGGGGGUAGAAUUACAGUGCUUUGAUCUUGUGUAGCUUAGUAACUAUCUCUCAGUCUUAUUAUUUACGAAGAAUUCUUUCAUUAAAAACAUAAUUUGUGGGACGAGGUCUU
This is a messenger RNA of Hypoxylon trugodes, 1832 nucleotides long. RefSeq names its product HET-domain-containing protein. Bases 119 to 1756 code for a protein of 545 amino acids. NCBI's taxonomy places the organism in Eukaryota, Fungi, Ascomycota, Sordariomycetes, Xylariales, Hypoxylaceae. The transcript has a single exon. The record is from RefSeq and is a predicted model, not a curated record.